Molecule: messenger RNA, 1038 nt
Organism: Spinacia oleracea (spinach)
Lineage: Eukaryota; Viridiplantae; Streptophyta; Magnoliopsida; Caryophyllales; Amaranthaceae
Exons: 2
Coding region: 1-1038 (345 amino acids)
Source: RefSeq, a predicted model, not a curated record
AUGGCCCCCUUACUGCAAGACCUCCGUGCCGUGAUACGAGAACAAGUAAUCAUACGCAGGCUGGGGGCAAACGAAAGUGUUGCUGAAAAAGAUCCCUCCCCUGGUGGUGUUGCUGAAAAAGAUCCCUCCCCUGCUAGCAGUUCCCAUCGCCAAAUCAGCGAUAAUGCUUAUAUUAACGUGGAUGGUGAGCCGAUGGCGGUGGAUAAGUCGGUCAACAAGGUCCUGAGUGAGUUAGAUGUCAUUGUACUGGAGGAAGAAACAGACAAUGUGCAACACACAGUGGAACAACCAUUGGGAGGUGAAGAAAAUGUGUUUGUGAAUUACCAGUCCUUGCCUGUGGAGCAGCCCGUGUUUGAGUUUCUGCAUGUUCUAGCAGUGGUGGCCGUGCAGAAUGAGCCUAUGGAGGCAGAGCAAGUGCAGCAGGGCCCCCCACAACAAGUGGUUGAGCUAGUGCAGCAUUUGGAGGCCAUGCAGAAUGAGCCUAUGGAGGCAGAGCAAGUGCAGAAGGGCCCCCCACAGCAGGCCCCCCCACAGCAAGUGGUUGAGCUAGUGCAGCACUUGGAGGCCAUGCAGAAUGAGCCUAUGGAGGCACUGCCGCAACACGAGCCACAACAAGAGCCACGUCAUGAGCAUGUCCAGCAAGGUCAUACCGAGGGAGACCAAGGCGGACCACAAGAAGAAGGGCAUGUGGUGCCUGUUGUGCAGCAAGAGGCAGACCCCCAGGGCCCAGUAGAAGAGCCACCACAAAAUGAUUUUUUGGAGCCACAAAAUGAUGUUUUGGAGGACCCCGAAAACGAAGAUGAAGAAGAUGGCGAGGAAGGUGACGAAGAUGAAGAAGAUGUUGGUAAUACCGGGGAUCAAGAUAAACCUGGUGAUGAUGAUGAUGAGAACCAAGGAGCAAAUGGUGGUACGACGGGUCCGAUUGCGGGUGAAGGUGAAGGUGCAGAUAAUGCAGGGGGUCCGGGUGCCGAUGGGACCGAGAAUACAAGGGGUGGGGGAGAAGGUUUGGACCAUGGUGCUGUGGUGAUGGUCAGGUGA